Messenger RNA from Lepisosteus oculatus (spotted gar), 2526 nucleotides. RefSeq names its product cytoplasmic protein NCK2. The record is from RefSeq and is a predicted model, not a curated record. Gene Ontology annotation, biological process: positive regulation of translation in response to endoplasmic reticulum stress; negative regulation of endoplasmic reticulum stress-induced eIF2 alpha phosphorylation; negative regulation of PERK-mediated unfolded protein response. Gene Ontology annotation, molecular function: signaling adaptor activity; receptor tyrosine kinase binding. Lineage: Eukaryota; Metazoa; Chordata; Actinopteri; Semionotiformes; Lepisosteidae.
GGUAGGGGGAGAGAGAGAGAACGAGAGUGGAGUUGCAGGGCCUGUAAAGAAAGGACCUGGAAUAAAACUGGAUUUUUCUUCCCCUCUGUCAAGUAUUUUAUAUAAACGUUCUGAACUGCACAGGGGUUAUUUGCAUACCUGCCUCCCCGCCCGAUCCGACCGGAGCUACACCAAGAAGGACUCCAUGAAAGAUGACAGAAGAGGUAAUUGUUAUAGCCAAGUGGGACUACACAGCGCAACAGGACCAAGAACUUGACAUCAAGAAGAAUGAGCGUCUCUGGCUCCUUGAUGACUCCAAAACAUGGUGGAGGGUAAGAAACGCUUCCAAUAAGAUGGGCUACGUCCCGUCCAACUACGUGGAACGCAAGAACAGCCUGAAGAAAGGAUCACUUGUAAAAAACCUUAAGGACACAUUAGGCCUGGGCAAGACCAAGAGGAAGACAAGUGCUCGAGAUGCCUCACCCACUCCCAGCACAGAUGCUGAGUACCCUUCUAACGGCAGCAGUGCUGACCGCAUUUAUGACCUCAACAUCCCUGCCUACGUCAAGUUUGCCUAUGUCGCCGAACGCGAGGAUGAGCUGACGCUGGUGAAGGGCACCCGGGUGACGGUGAUGGAGAAAUGUAGCGAUGGUUGGUGGAGGGGCAGCUAUGGGACCCAGGUGGGCUGGUUCCCCUCUAACUACGUGGUGGAGGAAGGGGAUGAGGCCUCAGCUGACUCCCCCAGCUUCCUUUCCUCGAGACAGGGCGCCACAGUCAGCAACGGCCAGAACACCAAAGUCCUCCACCUUGUCCAGACUCUGUAUCCCUUCAGCUCCGUCACUGAAGAGGAGCUGAACUUUGAAAAGGGAGAGACCAUGGAGGUGGUGGAGAAACCCGAGAAUGAUCCCGAGUGGUGGAAAUGUAAAAACUCCCGGGGACAAGUGGGCCUGGUGCCCAAAAACUAUGUGGUCAUCUUGAGCGAUGGCUCUGCCUCCAGCAGCUCCCACUCUCCUCAGAUAAGCUACACCGGGCCCUCCCCUACAGGCAAGUUCGCUGGCAAGGAUUGGUACUAUGGAAACAUCACCCGGCAUCAGGCGGAGUGUGCCCUCAAUGAACGAGGGGUGGAAGGGGAUUUUCUUGUCAGGGAUAGCGAAUCUUCGUACAGGGUCACAGGAGAGCCGGAGCCUUUCUCAACAAGCCACAGGUGCAAGCCAAGUGAUUUCUCUGUAUCACUCAAAGCAUCAGGAAAGAAUAAGCAUUUCAAAGUGCAGCUUGUAGAUGGCGUGUACUGCAUUGGCCAGCGGCGCUUUAGCACCAUGGAUGAGCUGGUGGAACACUACAAAAAAGCUCCUAUCUUCACCAGUGAACACGGAGAGAAGUUAUACCUUAUCAAACCUCUGCAGUGACCCAGGCUCUGGAAUGGGCCUACAUCAGGCCUGUCACAGCUAGAAGCCUUAGUUCUGGACUUUCACUUUUACAGAGCAGAGCCAUUUCUAUACACUUUAAUUCUGUUUUUUAUUGCUAUUAUUUAAACAAAUAAGCAGACAGGAAAAUAAACUGGGGCUCGUAAUGAAUGAUUUAGCUCUGUUAGUGGCUGUUUGUCCUUUUUUAUUGUUUCUAUGCCCAAUUGUCCUUCAGUUCUUUUGAACUUAACCUUUCCCAAGGUUGAAAAAAAUGUCUUCACUAAGUGACCAUUUUAAGCACUCGCUUUAUGCCUUGGCUGAGAGCUCCUUCUGUAGAUGUUGUGCUUAGGAUGUAUUGAAAAACUGGGGAGGAGAAUUUCACAAUCACAAGACAGUGUUAAUCCGUUUCAAAUUGCUCUCACGCAAGCAGGUUUCCUUUAGAGACUGUCAAAUGGCACUGAAUGCACUGAAGCUAAAGAAAAGGAAAGCCUAUAGGUAAAUCAGUUGUUGCUGUGAAUUCUGCAGUUUUUGCUUCACAGGUAGGCAGUCACAAGAACCUCUAAGCUCUCUAAUACCAGUGAGCAAUAAAUGCAUAUGAACAGUCCAAAGUUAUGAUACAACUGAUUUUACAUAGAUUAAAGAUUGUAGAAUGAAUCUGCCUAAAUCUUAGAGGGGGAAAUGAUUUUUGCCAGAGAGAGGUCUCAAAGUUGCUUAGAAAAAAAAAACUCAAAAGUGAGUUGAGAGUUGAAUGUUUGUUGUACAACCAAAUGUGCCACCCACAUAACGUGUGUCCCUUUUGCCCUACUGCUUGUUUCAAUUAAAUAAUUACGUAUUUAAUUCUGAGAGUAAUAAGUACCUGUAGCUGUGGACACUAAUAAGAAUCAUUAAAAAAACAUUUUUAUUAUUUACAUUGGAAAAUGUUUACCAACAAAACGUCGUUGAUAUUAAGAAUUCUCAGCUGUUUUAAAAAAAGUAUAUGUCUGAAUGUUCUCGAGCAUAAUUAUUUAAUUCUUAUUUCCACUGUAUGUAUAUUUAAAAAUAAGGUGCAUAUAUAAAUUGUUUAGAUCCAGCAACAAUGUACUGUACUUAAGACAGUGUGUUGACAACUGAAAUACAUUGGUUCAAUUAAAAUUUUGCAAAAUAA